UUAGCUUUUGUUAUUGAUCUGUCAAUAUGUCAGAGGAUGUUCUAAAUAUUUAUGAAAAUAUUUUUAUUAUAGUAUUAAUUUAGAACAAAAAAUACAAAAUGUUUAUCUGUAAAUUAUGUGCAGGAGAAAUACCCGCAGGAAAAGAAAUUGAGUUGGAUGAUCCUGAAGUAGUUUUAAUGAUGAAUUUUAUUAAACUAGAUUAUAAAAAAUUGGUCACAGGCGAGCAGAAUAGUUUUGCUUGUUCUGAAUGUAUGAAUACCAUGAAAAUAACUUACAACUUUAUAAUGCUUUGUAUGAAAACAGAAAUAAAGUUGAGAAAUUGUGUAGACCAAAAUAAAUAUCCACAAAAUAGAUUUGCCACUUUAGAAAAGUUGUUGGAAAUAAACACUGGAACAGUUUCGUCUCAAAAUAAUCAUAUUUGUAGAAUUUGUCUGAGAGUGACAACAGAAUUGUUUUUCAAUAUGAAUGAAAGGUAUAAAGGAAUGCAGGUUCCGAUUGAACAGAUGUUAAGUGGUUGUUCCUCUUCUCUUGAUCUUUCCAUAACAAAGGAAUCAAUAAUUUGUGAAAAUUGUGUUAACUUAUUAAUAACAUCAUUUACGUUUUAUGAGAAAAACAAACUUUUGAAAAGGUUAUCUGAGAGAAUGAUGAUAAAUCAAGAAGAUAAUUGUGAUGUAGAUUAUGUAAAAACGGAAUUUUCUGAAAAGGAUACAGAAGAUUCUCAAGUGUUAUUGCCCAAUGUAAUAUAUGUGAAAGAAGAACCAUCUUCUUUGGAUAUAAAUGAGGAAGUGAAAAUAGAAGAUAACUCGGAGCCAAUUUUGAGAAUCCAAGGUGAAAUUGGAGGUAAGCCAUACAAACCAGUUUCUAAGCGCUACUUUUGUCAAACUUGCUCCUAUACAACUAAACGAAAGGCAUGCUUGAUCAAACAUAAGAUUGUCCAUUUUCCUGAUUAUAAAAAACCAUUGUUCAAAUGUAAUCAAUGUGGUUACACAGUAAAAAGCCAAAAAUAUCUAGAUCGUCACAUGUCAUUACAUGCCAAUGGUAUGGACUUCAAAAAAUUCAAGUGUGAAUUGUGUUCAUUUAGUACUAAAAAAAGAAGUAAGCUAGAAAGACAUUUGACUGUUCACAAAGAUGAAAGAGAAACUAUGAUGUAUAAAUGUUCAAAGUGUAUGUUCAUAACUAAAUGGAAAGGAUAUUUAACACAACAUGAGCUAACUCACAAUGAAACUGAAGAAAAGAAAUUUAAAUGUAAAGAAUGUGAUUUCAGUACAAAUUGGAGGGGUAGUUUACUUCAACAUAAAGUGGUCCAUUUAUCAGGAGAUGAUGCUUUUAAAUUCAGUUGUGAUCAAUGUUCUUUUAAAACAAAGAGGAAAGAUAAUUUAUCAAAACAUAUGAUAAGGCAUAUGAAGGAUGAAGAUGUUAGGAUAUUUUACUGCUCGGAAUGUCCUUUCACCAGUAAAUUCAGCAGCAAACUUGCUAGACAUAUGCAUGUUCAUAAACAAGGAGAUGAUUUAACAACAUAUAGCUGUACAGAUUGUUCCUUUCAAACGAGAUGGAAAAACAACUUACAACAGCACAUGAGGGUCCAUCAAGAUGCUUCAGAAAUUCCCCUGUUUAAAUGUAAAGAUUGUUCGUUUACUACAAAAUGGAAAACAUGUUUAACUGAACAUGAAGUGAUGCAUAAAACUGGUGAUGAUUCCAAAGAAUAUAAAUGUACAGAAUGUAGCUUUACCACUAAAUGGAAAAAGAGUUUAAAUAUGCACAUAUUGACACAUACAACAGAUGAAAGUGUAAAGAAAUUCAAAUGUGCCAUGUGUGAAUACAAAACAUACAGAUCUCAUCACCUCAAAAGACAUAUGCAAGUGCAUUACAAAUAAUAGAUUGAAAUUUUAAUUGUAGUUCGAAAUUGAGUCAUCUUAAGAUACCUGAAAAUUUAGUUUAUAUUUUCCUUUAUACUUACACAAUAUUUGAUUGAGUCCUUUUUAAAGAAAAUUACAUUUAUGUUAUAACUACUCACCUUUUUUAGAGAAAUGAGCAAAGUUUCUCACAUGGAGGGAUGUAGAUUGAAUAAAGUUUAUUGAGAUUUUUAUCUAUAA
Harmonia axyridis is the source of this 2093-nucleotide messenger RNA. Its product is annotated as zinc finger protein 729-like. Gene Ontology annotation, cellular component: nucleus. The transcript has 6 exons. Bases 99 to 1874 code for a protein of 591 amino acids. The record is from RefSeq and is a predicted model, not a curated record. NCBI's taxonomy places the organism in Eukaryota, Metazoa, Arthropoda, Insecta, Coleoptera, Coccinellidae. Gene Ontology annotation, biological process: regulation of transcription by RNA polymerase II. Gene Ontology annotation, molecular function: zinc ion binding; RNA polymerase II transcription regulatory region sequence-specific DNA binding; DNA-binding transcription factor activity, RNA polymerase II-specific.